GGCGUGAGGUAGAGCGGUCGUGCUAGCCUGGCCCGAUGGCGACUUCGGUGCUUCACACGAGGUUGCCUGGGAAUGCGGGCGCUUCGGCCUCUGCUGUCAACAAGCUGGGGGCGUCGAGAACUGGAAUUUCAGAUAUGCUUGCAGUAGAGAAUGAUUUCUUCAGUUCUCCCCCAAGAAGAACUGUUCGGUUUGGUGGAACUGUAACAGAAAUCUUGCUGAAGUACAAGAAGGGUGAAACAAAUGACUUUGAAUUGUUGAAGAACCAGCUGUCAGAUCCAGACAUAAAGGAUGACCAGCUCAUUAACUGGCUGUUAGAAUUCCGCUCUUCCGUCAUGUACUUGACAAAAGACUUUGAACAGCUUAUCAGUAUUCUAUUGAGAUUGAAGUGGCUGAAUAGAAGUCAGAAAGUGGUGGAAGAGUACUUGGCUUUCCUUGGUAAUCUUGUAUCAGCACAGACUGUCUUUCUUAGACCUUGUCUCAGCAUGAUUGUUUCCCAUUUUGUACCUCCGCGAGUGAUCAUUAAGGAAGGUGACGUGGAUGUUUCAGACUCUGACGAUGAAGAUGAUAAUCUUCCUGCUAAUUUUGAUACAUGUCACAGAGCCUUGCAAAUAAUAGCAAGAUAUGUCCCAUCGACACAGUGGUUUCUUACGCAGAUACUGGCGGAAAAAUUUCCAUUUGUUCGAAAAUCAGAGAGAACGUUGGAAUGUUAUGUUCAUAACUUACUGAAGAUCAGUGUGUAUUUUCCAACCUUGAGGCAUGGAAUUUUGGAGCUUGUUAUUGAAAAAUUACUCAAGUUGGAUGUGACUGCAUCCCGGCAGGAUAUUGAAGAUGCUGAGGAAACAGCAGCCCAAACUGGUGAUGGGAUAGAUGCCCCAGAAGGGUUGUUUAAUAUGGAUGAAGAUGAAGAAACUGAAGGCGAAAUACAGGCUGAUCCUGAACGGCUCAGUCAGAUGGUACACCCUGUAGCUGAACGCCUGGACAUCCUGCUGUCUUUACUUUUGUCCUACAUUAAGGAAGUCUGCUAUGUAGAUGGUAAGACUGAUAACGACAAAACAAAGGAUUUGUAUCGAGAUCUGAUAAAAAUCUUUGACAAACUCCUCUUGCCCACUCAUGCCUCCUGCCAUGUGCAGUUUUUCAUGUUUUACCUCUGCAGCUUCAAACUGGGAUUUGCAGAAGCAUUUUUGGAGCAUCUCUGGAAAAAGUUGCAGGAUCCAAAUAAUCCUGCCAUCAUCAGGCAAGCUGCUGGAAAUUACAUUGGAAGCUUCAUGGCAAGAGCUAAAUUUAUUCCUCUUAUUACUGUAAAAUCAUGCCUGGAUCUUUUGGUUAACUGGCUGCACAUAUACCUUAAUAACCAGGAUUCGGGGUCAAAGGCUUUUUGUGAUGUUGCUCUCCAUGGACCAUUUUAUUCAGUGUGUCAAGCCGUGUUCUACACUUUUGUUUUUAGACACAAGCAGUUUUUAAGUGGCAACCUGAGGGAAGGUUUGAGGUACCUUCAAAGUCUAAAUUUUGAACGCAUUGUAAUGAGUCAGCUAAAUCCUCUGAAGAUUUGUCUACCCUCAGUAGUUAACUUUUUUGCUGCUAUCACAAGUAAAUACCAGCUAGUCUUCUGCUACACUAUCAUUGAGAGGAAUAAUCGCCAGAUGCUACCAGUUAUUCGAAGUACAGCUGGAGGGGACUCCGUGCAUACCUGCACAAAUCCACUUGACACCUUCUUCCCCUUUGAUCCUUGUGUUCUUAAGAGGUCAAAGAAAUUCAUUGAUCCUAUUUAUCAGAUAUGGGAAGACAUGAAUGCUGAAGAGCUUCAGGAGUUUAAGAAACCCAUUAAGAAGGAGAUGGUAGAAGAUGAAGAUGAUGAUUUUCUGAAAGGUGAAGUCCCCCAGAAUGAUCCUAUGAUUGGGAUUACGCCGAGCUCCUUUGACUCACAUUUCCAAAGCCCCUCAAGUAGUAUGGGCUCCCCCCCGGUGUUAUAUAUACCAGACCAGUCCCGUCUCAUACCGAGGAUUUGUGAGUGAGACACCACAUUUCUCCCCAUCUUGCCCUUUGGUACUGAAGUUCCUACUGUUUGAGCAUCACAUUGAACUAGAACAAGUACAUGCCUUAUGCAUCUUACUUUCAAGCUAGACUUAAUCUAGUGUCUGAACAGAUAGGGUUGUGUUUUUUUUUCCUGUUUUGCUCCCCUUAUAGACAAAAGGAAAAUGUUGAAUAUCAUGUGCAAUAUUUUGCAGUGAAGUUGAUGACAAACGUUGAAGGCUGUUUGUAUAUUUAAUGUAUACAUUUUUUGUGUUAUGACUUUCUGACAUAAUUAUUGUGAAAUUUCUAAUCAGUAUCAGUCUGUUUUAACAGUUGCAUCUUAAACAGGUUUUUGUCAAAGCCAUAGUCACAGGACUGUGUUGAUUUGAUUUCUUUUCAGUGAAAAAUCUUGCAGGACACUAUUUAAAGUCUUGAAUUAGAGUGUGUCUAUUUUGGAUACAUUGUUUGCCUUCUGCUGUAAUUGUAUCUGUAUGUGGGAUCUAGCUGGAAAGUGGGGAAAUGACCAGAGCUAGCCUGGGAUGCCCAGAGUUGGAGCUGGCACUCAAAGAGAUAAUCUCACCAGGGACAUGAAAGACCAAUAAAUGCCAGGAGGGAAGAGACAGAGGUUUUAGGGAAUAAGAAGCAGACAGAUAAUACACUUGUGCACUGUAAACCUGAAUUUAAAAGAAAAAUGGAUUUCCAAGUAAAUGUAAUUCACAUUGGCUGAAAAUUGGUUUGGAUUUUUCUAAAAUAUAUUCACAGUAUUUUACCCUUAGUCUCUCAAAAGUACUGUUAGAGCUGGAACUGUUUAUUUAUAGUAAAAUGGAACAGCAAGUUUUUACUGACCAGCAUCAGUUGAUCAUUUUGAGAAUUUCUUUGUCCAAACAUGAAAUACAGUUUUUUUAGUUGUUUUGGUGCAGUGAUUUUGCUAGCACAAGAGGCUGACGUUUGUGCUGUAGCCUAAUAGCUGUUCAUAUCAUGGGUUCAGCUGUAUGAAAUCCUCUUCCAGUGAGGCUCUUUUUGUAUUUUUAUAACUAAAUCCCCAGAGAGGGGGAGUCAAGACAACCUCGCUUUAUAACAGAUUUGUACAGGAGUCAUUUUGAACCCCAUAAGUAUUUUAGCAUCAUUCUUUGUGUGUACCUUUUUGCUUACUUGUGAAAAUAGGCAUCUUCAAAUGUAUUUAUUUUUCUGCCAAUAUUUCUGUUCUUUAUUUAAAAGCAAGCAGUAUUUUCUUCAUCACAGAUAUUUUCUAAUAUUUGCUCUUUCCUAGGGCUCUGUACACUUGUAUAAUUACAUGGACGGUAAUUUAGAAUUUGAUUUUCAGUCAGUAAAUAACAUUUUGGAAAAUAGAAAUUUUUAAUUGCAUUAAAAAGUUUGGGUUUUGAAAUGUUCUUUCAGUGACAUGGUGAAAAGUCAUUUGAGAACCUUAAAGGUUCUCUGUUUUUUAACUGCUGACAAAAAGUGGAAUUUUUUUAUACUGGAUAAAAUGAGUAAAUGAAAAUGUGUCUACUGACGUUAAUGCUAAGUGGAGUCUUCUUUGUGGGAUGGAGAGUAGUUUUAAUGUAGUAUGAUGUAUUGACAAAUAGGUGUUUAAUUUCAAAGCAGGAGCUUCAGGAGAGGAAAAAACAUUUGAAAAUAAAACUGACAUAAUCUGGAACUUUUGUUCUUAUGCCAAUAAAGGAAGGUACCUUAAUAAAGAGAGCUCUCACAUAAA
Molecule: messenger RNA, 3724 nt
Organism: Choloepus didactylus (southern two-toed sloth)
Lineage: Eukaryota; Metazoa; Chordata; Mammalia; Pilosa; Megalonychidae
Gene: RRN3
Product: RRN3 homolog, RNA polymerase I transcription factor
Exons: 18
Coding region: 36-2012 (658 amino acids)
Biological process (GO): transcription initiation at RNA polymerase I promoter
Cellular component (GO): nucleus
Molecular function (GO): RNA polymerase I general transcription initiation factor activity; RNA polymerase I core binding
Source: RefSeq, a predicted model, not a curated record